AUGUCUGAUCGUCCUUGCUUUAAUUGCGGUGAGGUUGGUCAUUUCGCCCGAGAUUGCCAGAAGGCUUCUGAUCGUGGUGGUUUUGGUGGUGGUCGUGGCCGCGGUGGUUUUAGCAGAGGCCGCGGACGUGGCGGCGGUGGCUUCAGCGGAGGCCGCGAAUCCACGUGCUACAACUGCGGAGAAGUCGGCCAUUUCGCUCGAGAAUGCACUGCACCAAGAAACCAGAACAACUCUGGUGGUCGUAGCGACGUUCAGUGCUAUAAUUGCCAGGGUUAUGGUCACAUCUCCCGCAACUGCCCUGAACCGCGUAAUAACUAA
Molecule: messenger RNA, 318 nt
Organism: Echinococcus granulosus
Lineage: Eukaryota; Metazoa; Platyhelminthes; Cestoda; Cyclophyllidea; Taeniidae
Product: DNA-binding protein HEXBP
Exons: 2
Coding region: 1-318 (105 amino acids)
Biological process (GO): positive regulation of cytoplasmic translation
Cellular component (GO): cytoplasm
Molecular function (GO): zinc ion binding; translation regulator activity; single-stranded RNA binding
Source: RefSeq, a predicted model, not a curated record